Messenger RNA from Panicum virgatum (switchgrass), 1170 nucleotides. Its product is annotated as myb-related protein Zm38-like. The record is from RefSeq and is a predicted model, not a curated record. The coding region runs from base 191 to 844 and encodes 217 amino acids. Lineage: Eukaryota; Viridiplantae; Streptophyta; Magnoliopsida; Poales; Poaceae. The transcript is spliced from 2 exons.
AGGCUUCUAGGUCUGCUUCGGUCAAAUGUCUCGAGCGAUCCGGGUCAGUGGGCCCCGUUUCUCUCUAUCCGGCCACAUAUAAGCGUAAAGCGUCUCUCUCUCACUAACUCUCUCUCUCUCUCUCUCUUAACAACACUCUCCACACAUCUAUCACUCGGUACCGCGAUCGAUCGAGAAGCGUCAGGCCGGUAUGGGGAGGUCGCCGUGCUGCGAGAAGGCGCACACGAACAAGGGCGCAUGGACCAAGGAGGAGGACCAGCGGCUCGUCGCCUACAUCAGGGCUCACGGCGAGGGCAGCUGGAGGUCGCUUCCCAUGGCGGCGGGGCUGCAGCGCUGCGGGAAGAGCUGCCGGCUGCGGUGGAUCAACUACCUGCGCCCCGACCUCAAGCGCGGCAACUUCACGGAGGAGGAAGACGACCUCAUCAUCAACCUCCACGGGCUCCUCGGAAACAAGUGGUCUGUGAUCGCCGGGCGGCUGCCGGGUCGGACAGACAACGAGAUCAAGAACUACUGGAACACGCACAUCAAGCGAAAGCUCCUUGCCCGCGGCAUCGACGCGAAAACGCACCGUCCGCUCAGUGUCACCGCCGCUGCCUCGCCAAGCAGCCGUCCCGGCCAGGACCAACUGGCGGCGCGCUCCAGCUGCUCACCGGAGACCAGUGGCGCCUGCCACAGCAGCGACGACGAUGAUUGCGGCGGCAUCGACCUCAACCUGUCCAUAAGCCCGCCCAGAGAACCGCCGUCGCCGUCGUCAUCACUGCCGACGACGCAAGAAGCAGCAGGCAGCAAGACCGUAGUGGAUGUGGAUGUGGAUGCAUCCAGUGAAAAAAAAACUAAGCCCUGAAGGAGGUACGACGAGCACGAGCUAUUCAAAGAGGAAGAGGAUAUGCAUGGUGUGAUUGAAAUUUGAAUCGCCGGCCGCCUUAGCUUCACUUGUUCUCCAUCCAUGCAGGACGGGAGAUAGAUCAAGAAGGUUGACCACGACUCGUUUAGGGCUGAUGAUGAUGAAAAUCCUUGCUUGGGGGCAGACUCCAUGGUUUGAUGAUCGUGAAGUUGAUCUGUUCACUGUUCCUUUGACUUUAUUUGCUGGUUCAUCUUUGUGCUACUCCUGACUAAAAUGUAUGAAACUUUGAUCUUUCUUAUAUACCUUUAUUUUGAUGCAAACUGAUA